Molecule: messenger RNA, 514 nt
Organism: Moneuplotes crassus
Lineage: Eukaryota; Ciliophora; Spirotrichea; Euplotida; Euplotidae
Source: the annotation of a GenBank genome assembly
UUGUUUGAAUGUAUUUAAUAAAAAUAAAUAUGAGUGAAAUAGACCAGUUUGAUGAGAAUUUAUCUGAAGAACUGCUUGAUGAGAAUGCAUCAGCUUCAAGUGUAAAUGUGUCUCCGAGUCUUGAUAGAAACAUGUCAAGCUCUCCAUUCCAGAAAAAGGCAGUAACAUCAAGAAGAGAUGUAUUUCCUCUAUCUCAAUUUGGAAGAUUUAAAUCUUCCAAACAACCAAGAGAUGAUAGGCCUGGAACUAUGAAGAUGCUGAAUUAUGUUAAAGAAGAAUUUCGUUCAAAACAAUUUACUACAAAAACACCAGUUGUAUCACGUUUGCAAAGCGACAUCAGAGAGCUUCUUAAAAAGGCUGUUCAGCAAAAGAGCCAGUCUAAGCCAAUCCCAAAAGCAAAUGAGGUCCCAAGUCCAACUACAGCCUACAAAGGACCACCUCCUUUGAAAUUGGUUAAAGAUUUUACCAUUCACGAAGUCCAGACCCCAGAAUGCUUUUCUGGAGCUUCAUAAUU